GAUUACUUAAGUUCGCGGAAAACUAAGUUUCUAUGUUUCACAAGACAACUACAUGGUGCAUGUGAUUUACUGGCUUGUAUCCCACAAUGGUUACAUGUGAACUGAUUUACUUCACACGACCACUACAGUUUUUGUCUUUUCGGGUCUGAUUGACAAUGAGUCGUAAGCAGACACCCAGUGAGUUCCUGAAGCAAAUUAUUGGUCGCCCUGUCAUGGUGAAGCUGAACUCGGGGGUAGAUUAUCGAGGAGUGUUGGCUUGUUUGGAUGGAUACAUGAACAUCGCCUUGGAACAGACAGAGGAGUAUGUCAAUGGGCAGUUGAAAAAUAAAUAUGGUGAUGCUUUUAUCAGAGGAAAUAAUGUGUUAUACAUCAGCACACAGAAGAGACGGAUAUAGCUAGUGGUAUAUCAAUGUGGUAUAACUAGUGGUAUCACAAUGCACUUCAUCCAAUCAUCACCCAUGCAAUCAAAAACUCAUGGAAUCUCCUUGUGACAGAUCAUGUGAUGUACACCUCAGCUGGUGGUGUCCAGCUAAUGGUGUAUAAUGAGUUGACCAUAGAACAUGAUGUAUGUGUAUCGGUUCCCCUCAUCGACCAUGUACCAACACCUCUCAUCUAUACUGAUCAAGCGGGAAGAUGAACUUCUUUGUUUCUAAAUACACACAUUGUUGUCUGUCAUACUGACAUUUUGAAAUGUUUUGUUGUACAUUUUGAUGUCCUUGUCCAUAAAAUAUCAGCAGAAAUAAAACAAUAUUAAAGACUAA
Messenger RNA from Haliotis rubra (blacklip abalone), 761 nucleotides. RefSeq names its product U6 snRNA-associated Sm-like protein LSm6. Gene Ontology annotation, biological process: mRNA splicing, via spliceosome; maturation of SSU-rRNA. NCBI's taxonomy places the organism in Eukaryota, Metazoa, Mollusca, Gastropoda, Lepetellida, Haliotidae. Gene Ontology annotation, cellular component: nucleolus; U6 snRNP; sno(s)RNA-containing ribonucleoprotein complex. Gene Ontology annotation, molecular function: RNA binding. The transcript has 4 exons. The coding region runs from base 156 to 395 and encodes 79 amino acids. The record is from RefSeq and is a predicted model, not a curated record.